AUGGCCCAAAGUCCAGAGUAUACCCAUUGUGUCGAAUGUUUGCGUAAGCUGGAAUCGCAACUUCUGCUUGAUCCCUUUUCCCCGGGCUCAGCCGCUCUGAUCUCGGAAUACGCAAGUAUGGUGCGGUUGAUGGUCGUAUGCGUUACGCAGCUGAACCGCGGGCUACAGCUAGCCUGGCAGCGUGGCAGUGACAUAAAGAUAACACGGGAACGGGGGCUAACGUUAUCGGCGGACACUACGUCUCAGGUUGCCGAAAUCAUCAAAGCGGUGGAUUUCAUAAGCACGCUCCAGCGCAGAUUUAAGGCCGCCCAGGGCCAAAAGCACGCUGAGUUCAGAGCGCAUUUGAAAGAAAUGCAAUCGGAAGGGUGCGAGAACUACCGAAAGAAGGUGGCAGAGAUGGCUGGCUCGAACACUACAACCAGAAAGGGAGACGACUCUGGGCGUGCGACCGCACAGCCCGAAUCCAAAAAACACCAGCUCUUAUCCACUAACAAGAAGAUCACGUCCUCUCUGACACGCACAAACCAUAUGCUGCGCAGCUCCGUGCUGCGGAGCGAGCUGAACGUGAGUGAGCUUCAAGAACAGACGGCGUCGCUGCACAAGUUGAACGACCGCUUCGACUCUCUGUCCGGCGUGCUGACGGCCUCAUCGCAGAUCGUCAGGGUUAUUCAGGAUGCGUCGGGCCGGGAACGACGCCAGAUCUACUCCGGCCUGGCAUUCCUGGGGCUGUGUAUCUCGUGGGUUCUAUGGAGGCGUGUCUUCAAGAUGCCCGUCAAACUACUUCUGUGGGUGUGGUUCCGGUUUUUCCGCUCCAUCUUGAGCUUCUUCGGCGCGGUGCCUACAGCUACUGUUGGAAUGGGCUUGGAGUCCACGGCGAAAAUCACCGACGUUCUGGCCACUGCGACGGACUCACCUACGGCCGCAUCUCACGUUCUCACACAGCCCACCGAAUCCAUGCUGACCAUCGUGGAGGAUGCGGUGGAUGAGGCGUUUUCGAGAAUACGAGACGAAUUGUGA
Lachancea dasiensis is the source of this 1017-nucleotide messenger RNA. Lineage: Eukaryota; Fungi; Ascomycota; Saccharomycetes; Saccharomycetales; Saccharomycetaceae. The record is from the annotation of a GenBank genome assembly.